Rotaria sp. Silwood2 is the source of this 699-nucleotide messenger RNA. Lineage: Eukaryota; Metazoa; Rotifera; Eurotatoria; Philodinida; Philodinidae. The record is from the annotation of a GenBank genome assembly.
AUGCUUGUUGUCACAACUACGGGCUACAUAGUCUGUGUAUUUGGUCCAUUUUUUUCGGAUAAUAGCAACAACGACGCGUCAAUUUUAAAGCGCAUAAUGAUUAAUAAUUAUGAUGAUAUAUUGAACUGGAUUCAAGAAAAUGAUAUUAGGAUCCCCGAUCGAGGUUUUCGUGAUUCAUUAGGUGUUUUAAAGUCUCUUGGUAUUGAUGUUGCUAUGCCAUCUUUCCUCGGCCGAAAACGAAAGCAAUUUGAUAUUCAAGAUGCCAACAAUUCUCGCUUCGUGACAAUGUUACGAUGGGUGACACCACUGGAUUGGCAAGAUAUAUUAAAAUAUUUUCGUGGUAGCGAACUCCAAAGUUAUUUUACAAAAAUUCUUGAAGAAAAUCUUAAACCUAUAUUUAAACGCCAGCAUGUUGAUCAAAUUCCACGAACUAUACAAGGUCUUGUACGUGAUUUAUUAGAUAAAACAGAUGAGUUGGAUAAUCAAGAUCAAAUAUAUGAAUCAUUCGAUUUAUCAAAUAUUAAAGAUCGACAAAUAUCUGAUUUAUCAGGUGAAGAAUUACAAAGAUUUGCAUGUGCUAUGGUUUGUAUACAAAAAGGAGAUAUAUUCGUGUUUGAUGAAUCAUCAAGUUAUCUUGAUAGUAAACAACGUUUAAAAGCUCCUCUGACUAUUCGAAAUGUUAUCCGAGAAAAUCGGUAA